CAACCGGUUAACCAAUUGGUGCCGCAAGGAAGCGCGCGCGCGCACACACACACGCACGUGCACACACUGGCGCAUCCUGGCAAGUGUUGUAGUGUGUUUUUCCUACCGGACUUUAAGUGGAAAAAAGCAAUUUGUGAUUCGGAAACAUCACGAUUGGAUCGAAUUCCAUCAGAUUUGCCGAGUAAUUUGGUGGAAUUGCAUGUGACUCAUCAGUUUAUUUCCGUCCUCGGUGCCGAGGGACUUCGGGAACUUGUCCAUUUGCAGACUUUGGCCAUCGAAUCCAGUGGACUACGUCGCAUUAUGCUGGAUGCAUUUCAAUCACUCACAAAUCUGACUCAAUUGAAUUUGCGUAACAACUCACUGCAGUUGGGCUACAAUGGUCUACCGGCCGAGGUAAUACGCAGUUUACCCCGAUUGAAAAUGCUCAAUUUGGCUGAGAAUCCACUGGAUAUUGUGCCUGAUCUGUUCUUCACAACACCUGGAUCUGCAAUUCCGACUUUCGCGGGUCUUCGAUAUCUUCGUCUACUCGAUUUAAGCUAUGCGAAACUGACCACUUUACCAGUCAGUUUGGCUAACCAGUUGGAUCUAAUGCCUGAACUAAAGGAACUAUAUCUGGGGGGAAAUCCAUGGCAUUGUGACUGUCAGCUUCGUUGGUUACCUCGAACUGGGCUAGUCUAUUUGCAACAACACGUUAUCAGCGAACCAAUUUGUUUCAGUCCCGAACCACUGAGAGAUCGGAAACUUUUUGGUUCUGACCCUGUUGGAACUAUUGAUUUUUCGGAAUUUCACUAUGGCGCACUAAUAAAAAACGAUUCCCAUUUCAGUGUACUGAAUCAAUUUGUUGAGGAAACACUCGUAUCCGAAUUGUAUGCUCAAUUCUCUCGGGUUGGAGAAUCCACAGCAAUCAGCUGCACUUUGGAUGGUUAUCCUGGAGAAAUUACAGCUACCUAUCAUGUUACCGUUGUUCCGUACGAUGCCUCAUUGGACACAGACAAUCAAGGCGGUCUGACAGGUAAUCUGGAGUUGACUGGAAUAAGUGUUACUCAUCAAAGUUGGAUAUAUGCUGGUGUAGGUGCUGGAAUUCUAUUCAUUCUGCUUACAUCUAUCGGAGUGGGAAUUUUUUACUGUUGUGACCCCCGUUCGCAGGCAGAUCAGACAUUCCAACGAAUUGUGGGUAAAGAUCAGGUGAAUCGAUUACGAAGUUGUUACGGUUGCCAAAAAUUGCCGGGAUCGGCCACAAAACAAAAUGGGGAAGAAUCACGUGAGAAAGGUCUGGACGCGAGUGGGGUCAGAACGAACGAUGCACGAAGUCAGAACGGUGAGGAAACUGCGGGGAUCGAGCUGUGUCCUCAUUCGGUCUCACGAAGUAAUUCGCCACUGAACCAAGCGUUGCCUAAACCAAUCAUAGUAACCUCAGUCAAGUCGGAACAAAGCACAACUACGAAUACUACAGUGCCCACACUCACCACACCUCGAUCUAGUUUAGCCCCUCUGGGUGGGUCACUUAUUCGUGAAACUGUUUCCACCGGAGAAAAUCGCCUGUUGGUCUCAUGUGAUGGGCCUGAGCCAACUGUCUUAUUGGCCACACGGUUUUCUGCCUACAAUGAUCUCAGUUCCCCAUCAUCUGUGUAUGGCAUGUUCGACGCGAGUAAACUUUCCCCGUCGAUCAAAGUCAGUUUACCCGGCUCGGUUGGCAGUUAUAUAUGCAGUCCUUCCUUUUCCGGUCAACCACCAACUGCGUUAAGUGAUAAAACACACAUCUACGCCAGUUUAUCACCGGUGACAAAUUUACAAGGAUUGCACAAAACACCACAACUCAUAUCACUUCCGAAAGCCCGCUACACUACCCCGUGUCCCGUUCAUGGUAGCAUACAACUGGACCGAGUUGGACUGUCUCAAACACAAAAUCCCUCCAUCCCAGGUGCUCAUAUGAUCAAUCCGGUCGAUACAGACCAAAACUAUGGAUCAGGUGGAUCAAGCCGUUUGGGCUUGGUCCCAAAUAGCACAACGUCAUCCUCGUCGACGGUUGUGCUGACCUCGUCUACAGGGCUUAUUGCAGCUGGGAAACCAAUCGCAGAUGGAGCUAAUUCAAUGACUGAAUUGACAGGAAAACCAAAGUUAAGCGCUCUUCCGGAGCAUUGGUAUCGAUCCACAAUCAAUCGAUCUAAAUUUAAUACCGAUUCACUAGAUCACGAGGAAGCAGAAGAUAAUCAGGAUGCAGAGGACGAAGAUGAAGAAAACGAUGAGGAUGUAGACGACGUUGAUGUGGAUGGGGAUGAACAAGAUGACGAUGAGGAGGAUGAGGAUGAUGAUGAUGAUUCGGGUCUUUUACCACAUUCCACUAACUUAAAUCCAUUAAAUAAAUCUGACAACCUAUUCCGCGGUGCGGCCCAAUUUUCCGAUCCGAGGCGGUUUAAAUCCCGUGGCGGGACCACGUUACAUCGCCCCAAAAGUUUUACUGUUCUCAAUUCCCGAUUAGUCAGUAGUAAAUCUCGUAUGAUUAUGCCCCAGUCUGGCAGUGCACACAGCAUGCGUCCAGACCCCAGUCGAACUGGCCGUUGCUAUAUCUACCCGACAAGUGAUACGGGAAUUCUCAGUUCCACCGGUGCAAACACACCUCCCAAGCGUCGUGGACUCGGAACCCAUCCUCGCGCCGUGCCUCGUAUCCCUCCCAGGAGGCCGUCAACAGUUCGACCUUUACCGUCUGUUGGCCCACCGUAUAAAUCGUGUAUACGGACUAGUUUCAGUGGCGAUUUAGAUCGAGUUCGCGAACCUGUCACGGUUCAUGGUCCUCCUGGUUCAAAUCCAGAAACUAGCGAUGAAACGUGGAAUUCAAAUUCAAAUUCCGAUUCCGGUACUCCGACAGAGGAAACCAGCUCAUUAACUAACGCCGUUGAAGUAAUGUCCAACACAGAAAGAUCCACUUAUGCAGAAAACGAAUUUGCCGGGUUUCCUCGAAGGUUAGCCUCGGUCCGACGUCGCGGUUCGUCCAGCACUUUGAAUUUUCCCACUCACAACAUCGGUUGGUCAAACUAUCCCUCAGCAGGUGGCCAUCACCAAUUCUCGAACGCUCCCGUUACAAGCGGUAUGCGUUCUACCAGUGGUAAUGUGUAUCGAGUGGCUACGCUGCCAUCACGACUACGUCAAUCUCGCAGUCCCGGCAGCGGUUCAAACAGUGUGAUUUUAUCCGGUCAAACAAUGAUGAUGAUGCACCCGGCAGUUCCCACUAGUGGAUCGUAUCGUGAUUUCGCCACCAUCCAGCGUCGUUCAUCCACACAACGAUCUCAAACACUCGUACGACCGGGGAGCAAGCACAAAUUGGACACAGAUAGCGGAACUGAUAACAAUGAUUGUUGA
Molecule: messenger RNA, 3357 nt
Organism: Echinostoma caproni
Lineage: Eukaryota; Metazoa; Platyhelminthes; Trematoda; Plagiorchiida; Echinostomatidae
Source: the annotation of a GenBank genome assembly